Molecule: messenger RNA, 2239 nt
Organism: Condylostylus longicornis
Lineage: Eukaryota; Metazoa; Arthropoda; Insecta; Diptera; Dolichopodidae
Product: zinc finger protein 699-like
Exons: 3
Coding region: 55-2091 (678 amino acids)
Biological process (GO): regulation of transcription by RNA polymerase II
Cellular component (GO): nucleus
Molecular function (GO): zinc ion binding; DNA-binding transcription activator activity, RNA polymerase II-specific; RNA polymerase II cis-regulatory region sequence-specific DNA binding
Source: RefSeq, a predicted model, not a curated record
UUAAAAUUAAUGACGAAAUUUUAUUAUCAACAGUAACAAUAUUAGAAAAAAUUAAUGGCAAAUUUUGAACCAAUUCCACAUGAAAAUUUUUCCGCAAAAGAUAUUGAUAUUGUUUGUCGUAUUUGCUUACUUCACAAGCAAAUAUUAUAUUCUAUUUUUGAUCACGAUAUUGAUAAAAUACUGCUAGCUAUUGUACGGUUUCCGAUUACUAAAAAUGAUGGUUAUCCGCAUCAGAUUUGUUCUAAGUGUUACAAAGAUGUCGUGACAGCCUAUCGUUUUAAAAGGCAAUGUGAAUAUGCAUAUAAUAUUGUUAAAUCUGUUUUAAAAACUUCAGAGAUUUCAUGCAAUAAGUGUUCGACAAAUUUUUGUAGCAAUUCGAAUUUAAAAAGACAUUUAAAAAACAUUCAUAGGAUUGAUUGGAACAUAGGGACCCCACUGCCAAACGUGUCUAACGUAAUUCAAAAUGCUCAUUCAAGUAGUUUCAAUGAAGAGGACAAUAUUGGAGAAAUUGCGAAGAAACACGAUGGUUAUGUGUAUGAAGAAAACAAGUUAUUUGUAGAUCCGGUUGUUGAAAACAAUGUUGUGGAAAACUGCACUAAUACAACCCUAGACAUAAAAGCCAAAGUUGCAAAAUAUGAAAUUAGCGAGGCUUCAGAAAUAGAUAUUGAAAAUUCUGAAAUUAACGCAAAUAUUUCUUUCAUUCCAACUAAAAAGCCAACUUUUAAAGAAUUAAUAUUAUCGAAAUUUGAUAAAAACGAAGUUAAUAUUCAAAUAUUGAAUUAUCUGGAUCUCAUGCCAGUAGAUAAUCGUGCAGAAUAUGAAAAUUUGGCGCAACAAAAAAGAGAUCAAACAAAAAGAGCCUAUGAAAUCUUACGUAAAGUAGGUAGAAGUAAGACUCGAGCAUUAAUUACAAAAAAUAAAGUAGCAUUGAAGUUUAGUGAAAAUGAAAAAUUCGAGUGUUUAGAAUGCAAAAAAAAAGUUGAAAACGCUGAAGAUUUUCGACGUCAUCAAUUAUCUCAUGCAGAAGAACCAAAACCUUAUGCUUGUGGAAUGUGUUCCAAAUUAUUUUCACAUUUAGAUUACUUAAAGUAUCAUUUGAAAGAAUUUCAUCAGAAUGUAAAAUUAGACCAAAGUUUUCAAUGUUAUAUAUGUAAAAGACUACAUACGUGUUCUUCAGAUCUUUCGGAUCAUAUUAAUAUUUGUUUGGGGGAAAAGCGCAUAUUUUCAAAACAACCACUUUUUCAAAUCAAAGAAAAGGAAUGUAAAGAGGACACCGUGGUUUACUCAAAUCCAAGCGAUGGCAAUUCUAAUCAAGUGCAACACAAUUUUGAUAAAUUUAACUAUCAAAGUUUCAAAAACGAAGCUUACUAUAGCAAAGCGCAGAACCUUAACGGAGAAUCAAUUCAAUACAGCAAAAGUAGUUUUAAAUCAGGUAAUGAAAAUCCUCUCCAUUCUCGGGAAGAAACGAAAUCUAGAGAAUUUUUCAAAAAUUUAUCAGAUCAUUCAGUUUUGGAGCUAAUCACAAAGAAAAUUCAAAGCAUUAAAAGAAAUGAUAAUGGAAAAUUCGAAUGUGAAUUAUGCCAAAAAGAAUUUAACCGAAGAGCUCAUGUAAAACGUCAUUAUUUAACGCAUUCAACAGCAAAACCGUUUGCAUGUAAAUUCUGUAGCUCUCGAUUUUCCUGUGCUGAAUACCUUCAAACUCAUAUGAGCAGAGUUCACUGGGUCAAAAAUUUCCAGUCCAUUAAAAAUAAACCAAGGGAAUCGUCAAACUCACAAUGUUUUACACCACAUGAAACUGUAGUCAGAAGAAGAAGAAUGAUUGACGUGAUAAAAACAUCCGACGGAAAAUACCAAUGUAAAUUCUGUCAAAGGCUUUUUAGUAGGUCAGAUCAUGUUAGAAGACAUGAAGUAAUACACUCACCAAAAAGCUUCAAGUGCACAUUGUGCCCAAGAAAGUUUUCAACGCCAGACAAUUUGAAAAAGCAUCUUGUUACUUGUAUUGCCAAAAAAGAUUUGGAAGCUCAAGACUAUCAGAGAUUAUUAAGUACAGGAUGGAAACCUUCAAAGAUAUUAAAAGAUUCGAAAAAGUAAUGAAUGUUGUUAUUUGCAAGAUUAAAAAAGUUGUUUUAAGUUUUAUUAAAAUUCGCAUAAAUUAGACUUACUAAAAUUAAAAUUUUGUGGCACCUGUAAACCGGUUGUAACAAUAUUUCUUAAAAAAUUAAUACAUUCCAAUUCUUGU